GUGCGAGCUCUAAGAACCUUCGCGCUUCAGUUCCCACCACCACCAUUGCCCACCAACGAACCAACCGCCGCCCCUUUUUCCCUUUUCUUCUUUCUCUUCCCUCAUCUCUUCUCUUUACUCUUGCCCAACUCUCCUCUCCUCUGCCACUGAACAGACGCCGCGCCCCUCAGUGCCGGCGUUGCCACCCGACCUCCGCGUAACCACCGUCGGUGACCACCGAGCGCCGCCCCUCACCUCUUCUCUUCUUCCUUCUCUCUUUCUUCGUCUUCUCCCUUUCGACGCCUCACCUCCGCCAACCACCGCUCGCGCCAGUGCCGCCGUUGAAGCCCAGCCGUCCAUCCCUGUUCUGCCUCAGCUCUCUCACUGAACAGAACAGAAGCUCCAGCCCCUCUGUGCGACCCUGUCCCCUCCUCCAGCGCAGAACCGAACCAAAACCACCAACCUUCUUCUCCUUUCUCCGCGAGCCCAGGACCGCAGCGCCGCCAGCAACCCUAAUCGCCGCUGCCCUGCUUCCGCCGCGCCUCUCUUUCCCCUGUUCUCCAUCCCUUGCAGCGAGCUUCCUGUCACCGGCUACCAUACGUCCGACGUCCACCGCUGCUGCAACCCCUAUAUCCCUUUCCCUUCUGCUCUGUUCUGUUCUGUUUCUGCCUUUCCAGUUCCACUCGCCACCUGACAGCUAACACUUCCCCUUCCACAGUUCCACUUCUCACUUCCCUCCCCUUAUCUUCCUCUCUUCAAUCUUCAUUUUCCUCUCCAAAAUGGCCACUGUCUUUAGAACCCCCAUUCUCCGGCCACCUAUCCUGCCGCCGCGCUCCUCCUCCUCUUCUGCCGCCGCCGCCACCAAGCCCUCAUGCGUUGCCUUUCCCUCUUUCAGACAAACUGCUACCCGCAGAAGGACCACUUUGCCCCUCACCACUUUGCGGUUCCCUUCAAUUCCUUCCCUGCGCUUCACGAAGUUCGCCCCUUCCGCUUUCGAAGGAGACACCGAGUUCUCGCCUCAAGUUCAAGAGCCUGAGGUUCAGCUUGAGGAUGGUGCUGUUGAUGUAGAGGACAGUGCUGGCCAUAAUGAGGUUAGCGAGGCUGAUGAAAGUGAGGAAUCUUCACCCUUGCAAGAGGUACUGCAAACUUACAAAGAAGCGGUAGCUAAUAAUAAUGAAGCCAUAGUUGCUGAGCUGGAAUCAUAUUUGAAGUCCAUUGAAGAUGAGAAAAUAGGUCUUGAAAGGAAAAUAGCUUCGAUAUCUGCAGAGUUAUCAAUAGAGAAGGAUAGGAUUCUAAGGAUUAGUGCAGACUUUGACAAUUUCCGGAAGAGAACCGAGAGAGAUCGCCUUUCUCUGGUCACUAAUGCACAGGGGGAAGUUAUGGAGAGCUUGUUGCCUGUAUUGGAUAAUUUUGAGAGAGCAAAAACUCAGAUCAAGGUGGAGACAGAAGGAGAGGAGAAAAUAAACAACAGCUAUCAGAGCAUAUAUAAACAGUUCAUGGAAAUUCUUACUGCACUUGGAGUUGAACCAGUUGAGACAGUUGGAAAACCCUUUGAUCCAUUGCUACAUGAAGCAAUUAUGCGCGAGGAUUCAACUGAGUUUGAGGAUGACAUCAUAAUCCAAGAAUUUAGGAAAGGUUUUAAACUUGGUGACCGACUUUUGCGACCAUCAAUGGUGAAGGUAUCAGCUGGUCCGGGACCUGCAAAGCCUGAGCAAGCUCAGCAAGUGGAGCAAGUCGCAAGUGAAAAUUCUGAGGCUCUUAAAGAAAACAAUGGUAGUACAGAAACAGAGUCUUCUUGAAAGCUCAAAAGUCACCUUUUUGCCUGGAUUCAGUUUUGAACAAGUAUGUCGGUUAAAUUUAAAGGAACAUAAUGUUGGAUGUUACUCAAGGAAUGUUUCAGCCAAUUUUUCUUUCAAAGAAAGUAUUAUCUGUGAGGUUUUGAAUUGUGAUUUCAUAUUUCAGAUUUUUCAGCUUUCAUGGCCUUGGUAGAGAUGACUAAUUUUUUACGGAGUUACUGUUUUUCUGCAAGGACCCUGAGGAAGUCACAAAUUUGCAACUGAUGAAGUGCUUUAUACCAUUUGUUAGGAGUUUAAUAGCGUGAACUUUCAAAUCAUUCGAUUAAAGGUCAUUAUGAUUUUUUGACAUUUUUUUCACCA
Arachis duranensis is the source of this 2135-nucleotide messenger RNA. RefSeq lists its product as uncharacterized. Gene Ontology annotation, biological process: protein folding. Gene Ontology annotation, cellular component: chloroplast. The record is from RefSeq and is a predicted model, not a curated record. Gene Ontology annotation, molecular function: protein homodimerization activity; adenyl-nucleotide exchange factor activity; protein-folding chaperone binding. The transcript has 4 exons. Bases 759 to 1778 code for a protein of 339 amino acids. NCBI's taxonomy places the organism in Eukaryota, Viridiplantae, Streptophyta, Magnoliopsida, Fabales, Fabaceae.